Orbicella faveolata is the source of this 1425-nucleotide messenger RNA. Its product is annotated as reversion-inducing cysteine-rich protein with Kazal motifs-like. Gene Ontology annotation, cellular component: plasma membrane. Lineage: Eukaryota; Metazoa; Cnidaria; Anthozoa; Scleractinia; Merulinidae. Gene Ontology annotation, molecular function: protein binding; metalloendopeptidase inhibitor activity. Gene Ontology annotation, biological process: extracellular matrix organization. The record is from RefSeq and is a predicted model, not a curated record.
UUCCAUAACUGCUUAGGGCUUUGGUUCUAGACGGAUUCUUAAAGUUAAAGGAAGAAAGAAUUGGUGGAUGGAUAGGAUAUCGCGCCAGUGAAAAAACACAUUCAGUCGCCUGUAAAAAAUAUGUCACGACUGAUAUCACUAAGCAACAUAAUUUCUCCCAGGUAUUUAUUGCCCAUUACCCAAAACAAAGUUAACGUGGGUGGAAAAUUUGGAAUUUGUUUUGUAAAAUGCCGGAAGGAUAGAAAAGUAGUUUAUUACAUUAAUGUAGAGCGAAAGGGUCGCUGCGCGAAGAAGGCCAUUAUUUGAUUUACUCAACUGCUUUUUGUUAAUUAUCAUUGAAAAUGUCCACGUUAAAGCAUCAAAUCGCCAAAAUUUGCAUUAAAUUCACAUUUUUCCACCAAUAAUGCGCCCAUACUCCAAUUUGUCUGCAGUGAAUACAAUUCAUCUCCGCGGGAACAAGAAGCAGGUGCAGCGAGAAACGUCAUUUCUUGUCGUCUUCAUGUCUGCAGUUGUGAAAAAUGUUGACAGUUUGAUGUCUGCCAGCGGAAGAAUAAUUCAUUUAUUCAGCUUACUUCUGGUUAUCCAUUAUUAUGAGGACAAAAAAACGACACCGAAUGCCAUUCAAGCGUUCAUUUAUUGGCAUGCUGUCACGCGCGCGUGCAAUAGGCUGCUGUCAAUCUUAGCUUUCCAUUGGUUUCUUUGAAGUGUUAUGCUGGCUGUCCGGUCGAUCAAUUUAGCGAAGAAGACGAUUUGAAAUCUCGCAACACGAGGCUCUUUGUUACGCUUUGCAACCGAAACUGACUGGAAAGUACUCGGCAUAGUCCAUGCAGUUCUUGAUCUGCUCCCGACAAGAUGCUCGUGCUCUUUAGCACACUGUGGCUCGCCUGUGCUGUUCUCAGAGGCCAAGCCAUCAGUUGCUGUGGAAAUGUUGGUGAAUUCAGUGCUUGCAAACAUCGCUGUAAUGAGUUGGAGUCCGAGACAGACGUAAGUUUACGGUAUCAGAAGCUACGCGAACUUCCAAAACACUGCCCCGGCCAUUUGAUUUCUUUUUGGCGCUGCCUUAAUGCUUCGAAUCCAGUAAUUAGCCCAUAUAUCGGAACAAACCCAUCCAACUUUGCAAGGACCUGUUGUCUUCUUCCUUCAUCGCUGAAAUGCCGCCAAGCAUGUCGCAAAGGAAGACCAGAGGACUUGAGGAAAAACUGCUCAGAAGUAGAAGAGGUACAGUCAUACUAAAGAUAAUUAAUUUAAUCAGUCUAUAAUGCAUGCUAACUUUUCUUUGGUAAGUUUCUUUAUUCAAAAACUGCAAAUCACUCAAUGUCAAGGAAAACUUGUGCAUUAAUUUGGCCAGGUCUUGGCUAACAAAAGGAUUUCUCCCUUGUACUGUCCUGGAAAAAUCAUGGACAACUUAUCAAUAUUCACUAGUAG